Messenger RNA from Meleagris gallopavo (turkey), 2591 nucleotides. The record is from RefSeq and is a predicted model, not a curated record. Lineage: Eukaryota; Metazoa; Chordata; Aves; Galliformes; Phasianidae.
UUCCAUGUCACGGUUUGUUCUCGUUUUAGGCUUUUGCCAAAGUCUUUAACACAACCCCAGAUGACCUCGAUAUGCAUGUUAUCUAUGAUGUGUCUCACAACAUUGCCAAAGUGGAGCAACACGUAGUGGAUGGGAAGGAACGGACUCUACUGGUGCACAGAAAAGGAUCAACCAGAGCCUUCCCUCCUCAUCAUCCUCUUAUUGCUGUUGAUUAUCAACUGACUGGACAGCCUGUUCUGAUUGGUGGGACUAUGGGCACGUGUAGCUAUGUUCUUACUGGCACAGAGCAAGGCAUGACUGAGACAUUUGGAACUACUUGCCACGGAGCUGGUCGUGCACUGUCUCGAGCCAAAUCUCGACGUAACUUGGACUUCCAGGAUGUACUGGACAAACUGGCUGACAUGGGCAUUGCCAUCCGUGUUGCUUCUCCCAAACUGGUCAUGGAAGAAGCACCAGAGUCUUAUAAGAAUGUGACAGAUGUUGUUAAUACCUGCCAUGCAGCUGGCAUCAGCAAGAAAGCCAUUAAGUUGAGACCUAUUGCUGUUAUAAAAGGCUAGGAACUGACAAGGCAGCAGAAACACACCAACAUCUUUAGGCCUUCUGCAAAACUUCUGCAAAAUCAUCAUCUUCCCAGAACUUUGGACUCAAUAAUCUACUCAGAUAUUACAUCACUGUUAUGGAAACACAGAAGAUGCCCCUAUUUUUAACCAUGUCUAGACAUAAAUAAUGGCUCCAGCUCCUUGUUAUAUGGCGUUCUUUUCUUAUGGAAACGGUAAAGAAAUCCGUCUUGUUUUGUUUUGUAUGCAGUUUCUCCCCCCCAUUUGGCUGGUUGUUCCCAAGGCAGAACUUCUGAUUUUCCUGAGUUAUCACUAAUUACUGUGCUGCAAGACCACCUCCAUCAGCAAAGGUGACAUAUGAGCCAGACCUCCCAUCUCUGCACCUGAGUGCCUGGAGCUCUUUCCAUGUACAGAAGUACCCUGAUAGGCAGGGUAUAGCACCUCUGGGCAGGGAGAGGUCUCUCUGUUUGCAGGUAUCUAUAUUGUUGCAUGUUUUCUGGCAGUUGAAUAAAAAAUACAGAGUUGGGAGUGGUCUCCCACUUGGGCUGAGAGGCACUAGCUAGGUUUGAGGAGCAGUCUUCUCCUCUCCCCCCACCCUCUACCAUGUACCACAGCACUUGAUGUGCUUGGCUGUGCCCAAGUAGGUGUCUGCAGUAUUGUGUAAAAGCUGGUAGAAAUGUUAUUUUGAAAGGUCUUGUUUGCCCAAUAGAAUUGCACUUUCACAGCUUAGAGAUCUAGUGUUUUGAAAAGUCCUAAGUGUGUGAAAGUUGGAUUGGAUAGUGUUAUUCACUGUGUCCAGCAACUGAUUGAAAUGAGUCCAGUUGCAGGGUCAGGCCCAGUAGGAUGAGACUGCUUUCAGCUGAUGUUGUUUCUUUUCUUUAAUUAAAUAAGGCUGGAGUGGGAGCUGAUCAUCCCCACUAGAUCAUAUUGGAUAUUAUAAAUAAAAUGGGAAGAUGGACACUGCAGUGUCUGUGUCAUGUUUAUUCUGUGACUGUUGCCCACUUCUAAGUGCAUAUACCAGCAUGGAACCCAGGACAUCUUGUGACUUCAGCUGAUGGACCUUGCAAAGAAAUGUGCAGGUGACAGAUUUUUUUGCAGGAUGCAGAGGAGGAAGCCUCUGUAUGCAGACACAAGAGGGCAGCAGGAGGAGCAUAAAACUAAAAGCAAGAAGGGAGCUAUCCCUGCCAGAAAUUCGUGUAAAGGAAGCAAAUAGUGAUGAGUGGACUUGACUGCCUUUUGAGGAAGCAUCCCUUUAGGUUUAGGUUGAUCUCAGGAGGCGUAACAGCAUUUUGUUGCCUUAAUCAUUAUGUUUAGCAGUGUCUUAAGCUUCAGUAUGAUAUUAGCUGCAAGUUAUAAGAAGCAGUACAUACCUUGAUUCCUUUAAUUCCAUCUUUGGCUUAAAGAGGGUGUCUUGUUUCUAGCUUUCUGAAGUGGAAUUGCUCCAUCUCUGAGGUUUGAGAUGGACUCACUGGGUUUCAAAAGAAAAAAACUUCACUUAACGAUGUGAAAUAGAGUUGUGGAGACACUGACUGAAAGACAAGUUGUUGGUCGCAGUCUUCUGCAGAAGUACAUGUUCUGUUCUGCAGUUUCUGUCUAAAUACUGCAGACUCUUUGAUGUGGAAUGCAGAGGAGCUUUUAAAACAUUUGUGUUUAAAAACAAGGAAGCAUUUCUCAAACACUUCUCCUUUCCUACCAUUUUAGAUUUACAGCUAGAUCUCAGCUUUGCAGCUGAAACAAAUUUCAGUUUCUUACAAGCACAGAUCUUCUGUACCAUGUAGGUGCUCUCAUAUCUAUGCCAUAAGCCUCUUCUGAUCAUCAACAUUCAUGCAUUAGCCUUCAAGAAAUCAAAAAGUGGGGGCAAUUUUGGGUUCCUAUUGCAAAGCUACUAUUAGUUUUGGUUGUAUAUUGUGCUGUACAGAGAUGACUGUUGGUUUCCUAACCACCUGAAAAGUAAGUAAAAAUGAAAGAUGUCUCCCAGUUAUGUCACUUGUAUUUAAAAUUGGAUGUUCUGAUUAAAGGCUGUCUUUUUCUCCA